Messenger RNA from Tribolium madens (black flour beetle), 1502 nucleotides. RefSeq lists its product as uncharacterized. Gene Ontology annotation, molecular function: metal ion binding. The record is from RefSeq and is a predicted model, not a curated record. Bases 771 to 1433 code for a protein of 220 amino acids. Lineage: Eukaryota; Metazoa; Arthropoda; Insecta; Coleoptera; Tenebrionidae. The transcript is spliced from 2 exons.
UUUAUUAUUAAUUUAUGAUACAAAAACUAAAUUACGUUAAAUAACAUGUAAAUGAAAAUGUUAACAAGCCUCAAGGCUUCUGGCUUCGAUAAAUGUUAGGUAAACUGUUCAAAAUCUUGCAUAAUUCGACGUGAUGAUUGGAAUUAAAUUUGUCAUUAUUGAAGGUAAAAAAUUCAUUAGCCUUUAUUUUUUUACCGUGCUGACACACACCUUUUACCUAAAAAGACGUAAUUUUAGUAUCCUGCAAAGUUAUGUUUUGUUAGCCACCUCCACAUAUCCAUCGAUGUCUUCAGUGAGUGGCUUGUCUAACUCGACAGAAACCAUCAAAUCGUCCGAUGAACGUAAAGUAAACGUUCUAUCUCCCACACGGGAUCCACUUACGAAACCAUAAACCGAAACAUUUUUGCCCACAAAACCAGCCAUUUGGGCACCGGUUACAAUGUUGUAUAACGUACUACGGGUACUCAUAAUGACCAUGAUUUCUGUUUACACAGUUGUUAGCUGAAUGUUGCUGUAAUUUAAAAGUAACUUACGGAAAAAACUAUUGUGUUGGACUCGUUAAAACUUGACUCCCGCGCUGUCAACCCGUCAACUGUCAAGUGCAAGUGUCCAAGUCCCAAUGUAGCCAAUAGAAGAGAAAUAAUCACAAUUAUUAAUAUUUAUAAAUUAAUUAUGAGUGGUUUUGUCUAGCAUAUUUUUGUAUAUGUGUAAUUAUUAAUACUAAAGUAAAAUAAUAAUAAUAAAAAUAAUAUUACCUUGUUAACAUUCUAAUGUUGGCAAGUCUCAAAUGUCAAUUUAUAAACAUAACCUCAUUGCGCACAAAUAAUUGCUUUUUGUUUGUAAAUAAUUACCAGCAGAUAAUUAAUAAUACAAUGUCUUUAGUCCCUGAUUAUGAUUCGUUAUCAAGCUCCGAUUCAGAAGAUGAGGAAAUAGUUGAACCUAAAACCAGGGACACCGAAAAGACGCCUCUCAAGCUUCCAACACCGGACUUUGUAGGCGUCUCUAACGAUCCAGACGUACCAAAAACAUCAGUUUUUAAAAACCCAUUUACGGAAGCCGAGAACGCCAAAGAAGCGAUUUUGCAGAAACACGUCAAAAUGGUGGACGCUAAAGAUAACGUCGUCGUAAUAAACGGUAAAAAAAUCUGUUGGAAUUAUAGGAAAGGGCGGUGUCGCUUUGGUCACAAUUGUAAAUACGCACAUGACUCAGAUUUACAAAAAUCAAAAGAACAGUUACAAAGUGAGAAGCAAAUGCAACAGACUGUUGUUUGCCAAAAUCAGAAUUUACCUGAACCGUCGCCUCAAGACUUGGAAAAAAUCAAGCAAGAAGCAGUUACGCAAAAUGCUCAAAAACGGAAAAAACGACCGGGAUUGACGCAGGGACUCGUUCCUGGGAAGAGAAUUAUGAAAAAUUAUGUUAAUAAGAAAUUGUAAUGUGUACCUUUUUUAUUUAUUUUCUUUGUGAUUAAAAAAGGUUAAGAAAAAACGGUUUGUGUGUGACUA